Messenger RNA from Pseudophryne corroboree (corroboree frog), 6110 nucleotides. RefSeq names its product zinc finger SWIM-type containing 5 (gene ZSWIM5). Gene Ontology annotation, cellular component: Cul2-RING ubiquitin ligase complex. The transcript has 14 exons. The coding region runs from base 57 to 3500 and encodes 1147 amino acids. Lineage: Eukaryota; Metazoa; Chordata; Amphibia; Anura; Myobatrachidae. The record is from RefSeq and is a predicted model, not a curated record. Gene Ontology annotation, molecular function: zinc ion binding.
CGCGCAGCGCGGUCCCGGUGCCCAGUCAGUCAGAGUGAGAGCGCAGAGCGGAGGACAUGGCGGAGGGUGAGAGAUCUCCGCCGCCGCCGCUCCCGCUACCCCCGGCCAAGCGGCUGUGCUCCCGGCCCCCUCCACCCGCACAGCAAUGUCCCCAGCAGCGGGGACCCUCCGCCCGCUCCCAGUACCAGCCGGAGACUCUGCUGGACUGCGCCGCCAAGGCAGUGGCAGAGAAAUGGGCCUUUGAACGGGUGGAAGAAAGGUUCGAGCGGAUCCCGGAGCCGGUACAGCGCCGCAUAGUCUACUGGUCCUUCCCCCGCAACGAGCGCGAGAUAUGCAUGUACUCGUCCUUUCAGUACCGGAACGAGGACCCCGUGGUCCCAGCCGGGGUCACCAUUGGGGGAGCGCUGGGGCCCGGCCAGAGCUCUGCCAUCACCGGCAUCGGGGGUCCCGGGGCCCCGGUAACUGGAGGAGGCGAGGGGCUGCCAUUCCGCCGAGGGAUACGGCUCCUUGAAAGCGGAUGUGUUGAGAACGUUCUGCAAGUCGGUUUCCACCUGAGCGGCACAGUGACAGAGCCAGCCACGCAGUCUGAAACAGAAGCCACCUACAAAGUAGCCAUCAGUUUUGACCGCUGCAAGAUCACCUCAGUGACCUGUGGUUGCGGCAACAGGGACAUUUUCUACUGCGCUCACGUAGUGGCGCUCUCACUCUACCGCAUCCGCAAGCCGGACCAGGUCAAACUGCGUCUUCCCAUCUCAGAGACCCUCUUCCAAAUGAACAGAGAUCAGCUGCAAAAGUUUGUCCAGUACCUGAUCACGGCCCACCACACAGAAGUGCUUCCCACCGCGCAGAAGCUGGCCGACGAAAUCUUGUCCUCCAAUUCUGAAAUCAACCAAGUGCAUGGUGCCCCUGACCCCACAGCCGGAGCGAGCAUCAACGAUGAGAACUGCUGGCAUUUGGACGAGGAACAGGUCAGGGAGCAAGUGAAGCUCUUCCUGUCUCAGGGAGGAUAUUACAGCUCUGGGAAGCAGCUGAACUCCAUGUUUGCCAAGGUGAGAGAGAUGCUGCGGAUGAGAGACUCUAAUGGCGCCCGAAUGCUGACCCUGAUCACAGAGCAGUUCAUGGCAGACCCAAGGCUGGCUCUCUGGAGACAACAGGGAACUGGCAUGACGGAUAAGUGCAGACAGCUCUGGGAUGAGCUUGGGGCGUUGUGGGUCUGUAUCGUGCUGAACCCUCACUGCAAACCAGAGGAAAAGGCCUGCUGGCUCCGGCAGCUGAGAAAGUGGAGCGACAUGGACGUGUGCCCGCUGGAGGAUGGAAAUUAUGGCAACGACCUCCCCAACAUCACCAACGCCCUUCCUCAAAGCAAUGGUCACGACUCCUUAGUACGUCCACGGAGAACGGUUUUCACCCGCGCUAUCGAAGGCUGCGAUUUACACUGGCAGGACAGCCACUUGCAGAGAAUAAUCAGCAGCGACUUCUACCUGUCUCCCUCCUGCCAGAGAGAUGGAGAGAGCUUGAUCUUCAACUCCCAGGGUCAGCCCCUGUGGCUAGAACAUGUUCCCACUGCAUGUGCAAGAGUGGAUGCUCUGCGAUCUCAUGGUUACCCCAAAGAAGCUUUACGCCUGGCAGUUGCCAUUAUAAGUACCCUCCGAUUACAGCAACAACGGCAGCUGGAAAUCUACAAGCAGCAGAAAAAAGAGUUAAUUCAAAGAAAUACAACCACAAUCACCAAUCUGGAAGGAUGGGUGGGGCACCCACUGGACCCAAUUGGCUGUUUAUUUACCACUCUGACAGAGGCGUGCCAGGUGGACGAGGAGAAUGCCAUGGAAGGGACAGAAUCCAGCGAGCCUCAGCACCCAAACUACCAACACGUGUGCGUGUUAAGUGGCUCCCUGGAAAGUGGGGAAUCCUACCUUUCCCUGGCGCUGGAGGUGGCACUGAUGGGCAUGGGGCAACAGCGGCUAAUGCCGGAAGGGUUGUACGCACAGGACAAAGUGUGUCGCAACGAGGAGCAGAUCAUUGCCCGCCUCCAGGAGCUGGAGUUAGAUGCAGUUCUUGUCCAGACCCUGCGCAAACAGUGCAUCUUGUUACUGGAAGGAGGUCCAUUCAGCGGUCUGGGCGAGAUCAUACACCGGGAGAGUGUACCCAUGCACACCUUCGCCAAAUACCUCUUCUCAGCACUGCUGCCGCAUGACGCAGACCUGGCCUAUAAACUGUCUCUCCGGGCUAUGAGGCUUCCGGUGUUGGAGAGUAGCAUCCCGUCCGGGGAUAUAUCCCACCCUCAUCACAUUGUGUCUGUGGUGCCCAGUCGGUAUCCUCGUUGGUUCACUCUGGGGCACUUGGAGUCACAGCAGUGUGAGCUGGCAUCUACCAUGCUGACCGCUGCCAAAGGUGACAUGCUGCGACUCCGCACCGUGCUGGAAGCCAUACAGCGGAACAUCCAUUCCUCAUCACUGAUAUUUAAGCUGGCGCAGGAUGCUUUUAAGAUCGCCACCCCAGCAGACAACAGCUCUGACACCACUCUUCUCAAUGUAGCCCUGGAGCUUGGACUGCAGGUCAUGCGAAUGACGCUGAGCACCCUGAACUGGCGGCGCAGGGAGAUGGUUCGGUGGCUGGUCACGUGCGCUACGGAAGUUGGUGUCCGUGCCCUUGUAAGCAUCCUGCAGAGCUGGUACACGCUCUUCACCCCUACAGAAGCCACCAGCAUCGUAGCUGCCGCAGCCACGUCUCACAGCACCGUAUUGCGACUCAACCUGGAUUACGCACAGCGGGAGGAGCUGGCCAGCUGUGCACGGACCUUGGCCUUGCAGUGCGCCAUGAAGGACCCCCAGAACUGCGCCCUGUCGGCUCUUACCUUAUGUGAAAAAGACCACACUGCUUUUGAGACGGCCUAUCAAAUAGCAGUGGAUGCUGCUUCAGGGGGCAUGACCUAUUCUCAGCUCUUCACAAUCGCCCGCUACAUGGAGCACCGAGGCUAUCCACUACGGGCUUUCAAACUCUGCUCGCUAGCAAUGAGCCACCUCAACCUGGCGUACAACCAGGACACGCACCAUGCCAUUAAUGAUGUCCUAUGGGCUUGCUCUCUCAGCCAUUCUCUUGGUAAAAAUGAAUUGGCAGCGUUAGUGCCUCUGGUGGUGAAAAGUGUGCACUGUGCUACUGUAUUGUCAGACAUCCUUAGACGAUGCACGCUCACGGCUCCAGGAUUGGCUGGAAUCCCUGGCAGGCGGAACUCCGGUAAACUGAUGUCAACAGACAAACCGCCUCUGCGCCAACUGCUAGACGCAGCCGUUGGCGCCUACAUUAACACCACCCAUUCACGCCUCACACACAUCAGCCCCCGGCACUACGGCGAGUUCAUAGAGUUCCUUAGCAAAGCCAGGGAGACCUUUCUACUCGGGCAGGACGGUUUACUGCAGUUUGCCCAAUUUAUAGACAAUUUGAAGCAGAUCUAUAAAGGCAAGAAAAAGCUGAUGAUGUUGGUGAGGGAGCGAUUUGGCUGACCUUCAGGCCAACUCCUGUUUCUAACACCAUGUCUGAGCGCGCUGCUGUCUGCUUCCUUGUAUAUCCAGGCCCUAAUACCUUAGGGCCAAAUCCUGGACUGUCAGCAGGAACCUUUCAUCACACCUGACAAACAUUUCAUUGUUUCUCACAGGAUGCACAGUGUCAAAAUAUACCACCUUCCUUUCAUGCAUUAAACCAGUUAGAGUGGAAAGGGAGGCGUGAAGUACCCCCAGUUUUCUCCUGUCUUAUUGUUAGGCGUGCACACGCAGCAUCUCCUAGCUGACCUUGUAUCACCUUGUCGGUAGGGUGAACAAGUUCUGUUUUGCAUUGUCUGGACGUGAGAAGUGCUAGAUCUCUCCACCAGGUGGUGCUGCAGUGCACAUAGAACAACAUUCUGCAGGGGGUCUCUGCCUGCAAAAUUCUUGUCAUUCCCAGGUGCUUUGAAGCAAUAAUGCGGCCAGAUCCGCAGGGAUCCAAAUGCUUCUGAUUCUGCAUCACUAGUCUAUUUCCCAGCCAGAGAAUGUGUAACACCGCUUACACAAAAGCAACACCGUACUGCUGUAAUGUCUCUCUCGUAGAUUAGAAAAUGUUCCCCAAAGCCUCUAUAUAUCUUUAUAUAAUUAGUGGAGAUGCUACUUUUUGCAUACGGGAAAUAAAACACCUUAGAAUGGCUGAUUUGCUGUCAAAUGACCACUUUUUGCAGUUGUAAUCAUUACUGGCAUUCCUAAGUCCUCCUAUUAAUGAGCCAACAUGAAGUUAGAUACUGCAGUGUGCAGUAGGCUUAAGCGAGUAAAAGACCCAGCGUGUUCUACCAGUCUGGGGCCAUACAGCAUAGACUGUAGCUUUCCCACAAUGCACUACAGGUUUACAAAACAUGAUCUGAAAAUUGCACAAACCCUCUUUAAAUGACCAAAUUCUGGAAUUAAGGAACAGAACCAAGCUAAAGAUAACAUUUGAUAUCUUGAUUAAAUUCCGUUCAGUUAGAUCACGGGUUCGAAUGUGCUUCAGGGACUGUAGGAGACACUAGUACACCUACCAAGAAUGUUUCUUUUAUUAAUGAGAUAAUACAGCAUAACUGUGUAUCCAGGCAUUUAGUCAUUUGUAUGCUGAAUAAAGUGAAAAGCAGCACAGCACUUGUGUUUAGAAGUUGCCAGUAUGAAUGCAGUGCAUUGUAAUGACCACUAGGGGCAGGCUUGCUCACUGGGCACUGAUAUUUCACUGUAACUUGGCCUAUUACACAUACAUUUUACUCAGUUAACGCUUCGAGCCAGUGACAUUUAAAUCCAGGUUUACUAUACACAACAAGACUUGUACUAUUGUUCCUCUCCCCCUCCCCUCAGGCUGGCUCUCACAGCAACUGUUACACCUCACAGCUCCAUAUAUACUAGUCUAGAACAUAGGUUUGAGAUCCAUUCCAGCUCAUUAAAUAGUCCAAAAAUAAACUUUUGGAAGCUGGCGCUACAAUGUAAGGGGUGCAGAUAUUUAUAUAUUGCUUGAACGUUUCCUUAUCUGCCCUUGAUGAGAAGUGUCUCCCGCCUCAUCGCUGAACAGACUGCAAUCCAAACUCAGGGAACACUUUACACAAAGCAUUUAUCUACCUGUAAAUAUGAUAAUAUAUGUGGAUUACGAAAUGUAAAGUACUAAUUAUUUAUGAUGGUUCUGUCCUUCUGCGCAGGGCGACGGUAUACUUGAAUGCUUUGGCUCGGGUGGUGCUUUAAGUGCUUUCUCAGGUGGGAGGAGGGAGCUGGUUUUUGGGAUCAUAUACAGUAGUGUGCAAUGAGGUUUGGCUAUAAUAGGGGGGCUCCCCGCCCCUAGUAAUAUGCGAACGUAUUGAGACUGUGCCAAGAAUCUGAGCUCAUUCAUAACCCCCCCCCCCCCUCCACCAUUCACAUGAACAGUUGGAACAAGCCGUUGCAAAGUGGAUAUUGCAAUAAAGUUCUGUGAAACUGUCCCUGACAAUAUUUUGCAAACCCUAUAACCCCAAACGUUAUGGUUCCACUAAAGUUUCAGAUUUAGGAGAAAUAGGUCUUUAGAGUGACUGUUUGUGCUGGUGGGUUCCACGUUAUAGCCAGCGCUGCGAAUUGAGAAAGACUGUGAGGUUUAGCAAUAAACGCGGUGUAGCAGGGGGGAUGAGCCCAAAAUGAACAACGUCCUGUGAACUCUCCCUCGCACCAAUUUCUGUCCCCUCCUUUAUUUAUUUUCACCCUCGUCAUUAGCCUAAUGCUACCUGUCAAUCACUUUCCCCCUCUACAUAUAUAGAGCUAUAUAUAUAUAUUUUUUGGGUUUGUGUCGGGUUUUGAACCGGCAAGACCUUGCGCGGGGCGAUAGUGGAUUGUCGCUGACUGCUAACACGCGUCUGUCUUUUUGUAUCGCUUCUACACAUCCCAAAGUAAGCGCGCACUCCCCCCUCAGUAUUCCCUGCCACAGACGUAUCUCACUGCUCGUUUCUACCAGUUUAAUUUCUAUGCUCUUUUGUUAUAUUGUGCAACCUCUUAAUGUUUGUUAAUAUUAAUAAGAAAAUUAACCCUAUUUAUGUAUUGCUGAAACCAUUUUAUAUGAAUUGUGUUGAAAAUUUCAGUGCUUUUUUAUGAAUAAAUUGUGGAUCACAA